This is a messenger RNA of Aspergillus melleus, 960 nucleotides long. RefSeq names its product aminotransferase class IV. The record is from RefSeq and is a predicted model, not a curated record. The coding region runs from base 1 to 960 and encodes 319 amino acids. Gene Ontology annotation, molecular function: catalytic activity. Gene Ontology annotation, biological process: carboxylic acid metabolic process. The transcript has a single exon. Lineage: Eukaryota; Fungi; Ascomycota; Eurotiomycetes; Eurotiales; Aspergillaceae.
AUGUCUACGAUGGACCAGAUUUUCUCCGGCUACUACAAACGUCUGGAGACCCUCAAAUCCAGCAAAAGUCCCUUUGCCAAUGGCGUUGCCUGGGUGGAUGGCGAGCUAGUUCCCCUUCACGAGGCCCGCAUCCCCAUCACCGACCAAGGCUUCAUGCACAGCGACUUAACCUACGAUGUGCCGUCCGUAUGGGACGGGCGAUUCUUCCGUCUCGAGGACCAUCUCAACAGAUUAGAAGCGUCGUGUGCGAAAAUCCGUCUCCAAUUCCCUAUCCCGCGAGACCAGAUCAAGAAGACGCUAGUGGAGAUGGUCACCAAGAGCGAGAUUCGCGAUGCCUUCGUCGAAUUGAUCGUGACUCGGGGAUUGGUCCCCGUCCGCGAAGGCAAUCCUGACAGUAUGAGGAAUAAUCUCUAUCUCAUCGUCCAGCCGUAUGUCUGGGUCAUGGAUCCUGAGACCCAGAAGACAGGUGGGAGCUCUAUCAUCGCGAGGACAGUCCGCCGCGUGCCCCCUGGUGCGAUCGAUCCGACCGUGAAGAAUCUGCAAUGGGGUGAUUUGGUUCGAGGAAUGUUUGAAGCGAAGGAUCGUGGCUCGCAGUAUCCAUUCCUCACGGACGGCGAUACCAAUCUUACCGAGGGGUCUGGGUUCAAUGUCUUGCUGGUGAAGAAUGGUGUGAUCGUUACGCCCGACAGGGGUGUCUUGGAGGGGGUUACGCGCAAGAGUGUCUUUGAUGUUGCCGAAUCGAAGGGUAUCGAGGUGCGUGUGGAAAUUGUGCCAGUCGAGAUGGCCUACCAGAGUGAUGAGAUCUUUAUGAGUACUACGGCAGGUGGCAUCAUGCCGAUCACGGAGUUGGAUGGGAAGCAGGUUGGAGAUGGCAAGGUCGGAUCGAUUACGAGAGCGAUCUGGGAUGAGUACUGGGCUAUCCAUUAUGACCCAGCUUACAGUUUUGAGGUUAAUUACUGA